AUGUCUCGCCAAAACCGCCCAAGCUGGUACAAAGCUUCUCCCUCUCCUCCUCCUUCCCGCCUCCCUGUGCUCGAGGAUGAGGAUGAUGAAGUUGUGAUUCUUCCACAGGCUGAUAACUCGGCCAUUGUUGCCCGUCUGAACCUAAGCCUCGUGGGCAGAAUGUUCCAUAAAGGAGGCCGCAGUAUGGCUGCUUUGGUUGCUACCCUCCCAAAAGAGCACAUUUGGGACUUGGAGGGCCGAGUCCGUGGAGUCCCUAUUGGUGAUUCUCGAUUCCAGUUCUUUUUUGAGACUGAGGAAGAUCUACAGAAGGUCCUAAAUAAGCGACCCUAUCACUUUAACCACUGGUCAUUUGCUCUUGAGAGAUGGGAACCACAUGUUGGUUCGGUCUUCCCUAACUCAAUGACUUUCUGGAUUCGCUUAGAUGGAAUCCCCUCUGAGUUUUGGACUGUCGCUUCCCUUACUGCCUUUGGUGCUUCCCUCGGACAGGUUCAAGCUGUUGACUCACCAAAUGGCGGAAUCCAGGUUACUGUCACGGCUGAUAUAGCCCUAAAGUUCCAGAAGAAUGCCCAAAUCCCUUCUGGAGAAACUGUUCCCGUAUCCCUUCUUUACGAGAAGCUCCAUCGGUGGUGUCUCUACUGCCGAAAAAUUUGUCAUGAAUCAGAUUCUUGUCCUUUACUAGAUAAAGAGCAACGGAAAAUAUACCAGAGGCAUUAUGAGCUGCAAAAGGCACAGCGUGUGUCUUCACGCGGCCCUUCUCGUUCCUUACACACUAGUGCAGGUGGUAGGAGAGCCCCUGCUAGUCGCCAUUUUGGUCGUUCGUCCAGUCAUGUGACUCCCGGUGACUCAUCCCAAGCUAGAGUGGCCAGAAAGGAGAAGCCCCGCCGUGAUGCACCGUAUCAAGUUCCCUCCCGUCGAGCUGAAGCUAGCGAUGCUAGCAAGCUGGCCUCGUCCUCCCAUCAGCAUCACUCUGCUCAAAGGAAAGGCAAAGGCAAGAUUUCUGAGGAUGAUUCGCAGGUGCAUGCCGAUAAUUAUUUGCCUCCGAGAAAUCGCUCCACCCUGACCAUUCGUGAAGGUGAUGGGUCUUCCCCCUCAAGAAAGUCGCCUCCUCCUCAAGCCAGCAAGGAAGUGCCCGUAGUUUCUGACUCUCAGACAACAAUUUCGGCUCCCUACCUUUCUAAUUCCAGAGCCAAACAGGGAGUCUCUUCUCCAGCUUUCACCCGUGAUCGGCCUUUCCGUCUAAGCCUCCAGAAACAAUCGCGCACCGGUAAAGCAAUGGAUGCUAUAGCUGACUCGGACCCCUCUCCUCUGCCUCUUCCUGGAGUCGGCAGCUCGGCAAAGAAGGUCUUGAACUUCUCUACCCAGGAGACAACUCCCUCUGAACUCCAACCUGAUCUCUCCCUAGCGAGUCUCUCCCUGGAUAACCAAAACCCAUCGAAACCGCGCCGGAAAAGCUGGUACGAGAUGACGCUGGAAGAGGAAGAGGAGCACGCUGGGGACGACUCCCAACUCCAGGAACCUCCCUUGAUCGGUGAGGCCUGUGUCCCGGUCCCCGGGGGUGUUACGGCCCAUUCUGUACAUCCCCAAACCACUAUGCUCUCUCCCCUGCGCACGACAACUGCGGUUUGGGAUGAUGCCUUGGAUUUUGGACAAAUAGAUCCCCAAUUGGAUUGCUUGGAUUUGGGCGACGACGAUUUCGGAUCGAUGGACGAAGGGAUGCUUGAGAACGACGACCUCCUGGGAGACGACCUAAAGGCGGAACUCCAAAACCAAGAAGCCCUCGCGAAGAAUCAUGGCCUCGCUGAUCCAGCUCCGGUGGUCAAAGGCGAAAAAACACGGCUCCGGAGUCGGAUUGUAGCUCUAAUCUCUCCUCCGCGUGAUGUUUCCCGAUCUGAGCCGGUGACUUAUAGGCCUCGGGCCAGGCCCAUUAAGAAAACCUCUACUCCAGCCGAUGGGCCCUCCAAACGUGGCACUAAAAGCCCAGCUUUGAUGAUAAGCUCUGCCUCCCGCAAGAUUCAAAUGCAAGCAUCACUCCCUUCCACCAACUUCUCUCCAAAUUCCGGAAUCUCUCCCCUCUGA
This is a messenger RNA of Capsella rubella, 2076 nucleotides long. RefSeq lists its product as uncharacterized. The record is from RefSeq and is a predicted model, not a curated record. The coding region runs from base 1 to 2076 and encodes 691 amino acids. NCBI's taxonomy places the organism in Eukaryota, Viridiplantae, Streptophyta, Magnoliopsida, Brassicales, Brassicaceae. The transcript is spliced from 2 exons.